CAGGGGCUAAAUCUGGGAUCUGGUUGCUACGUGUCCUGGCCUUGCCACUCGACCUCUGGCGCCUGGUGGGGACGCCCCAUCCUGGCCUUCUGGAAUCGGCCACCAUGUCCCACCGGAAGUUCUCUGCCCCUCGGCAUGGACACCUGGGCUUCCUGCCCCAUAAGAGGAGCCGGCGGCACCGGGGCAGGGUGAAGACGUGGCCAAGGGAUGACCCCAGUCAGCCUGUGCACCUCACUGCCUUCCUGGGCUACAAGGCGGGCAUGACCCACACCCUGCGUGAGGUGCACCGGCCAGGCCUCAAAAUUUCCAAACGGGAGGAAGUGGAGGCAGUGACGAUUGUGGAGACACCACCCCUGGUUGUGGUGGGCGUGGUAGGCUACGUGGCCACCCCUCGAGGCCUGCGGAGCUUCAAGACCAUAUUUGCAGAACACCUCAGUGAUGAGUGCCGCCGCCGCUUCUACAAGGACUGGCACAAAAGCAAGAAGAAAGCCUUCACCAAGGCCUGCAAGAGAUGGCGGGAUACUGACGGCAAGAAACAGCUCCAGAAGGACUUUGCCGCCAUGAAGAAGUACUGCAGAGUCAUUCGGGUCAUUGUCCACUCCCAGAUGAAGCUGCUGCCCUUCCGGCAGAAGAAGGCCCAUAUCAUGGAGAUCCAGCUGAACGGCGGCACGGUGGCUGAAAAAGUGGCCUGGGCACAGGCUCGGCUGGAGAAGCAGGUGCCAGUGCACAGUGUUUUCAGCCAGAGUGAGAUCAUCGAUGUCAUUGCUGUCACCAAAGGCCGGGGUGUCAAAGGGGUCACAAGCCGCUGGCAUACCAAGAAACUGCCUCGGAAGACCCACAAGGGGCUACGCAAGGUGGCCUGCAUUGGUGCCUGGCACCCUGCCCGCGUGGGCUGCUCCAUUGCACGGGCUGGGCAGAAGGGCUACCACCACCGCACUGAGCUCAACAAGAAGAUCUACCWUAUUGGCAGAGGGCUGCACAUGGAAGAUGGAAAGCUGGUCAAGAACAAUGCAUCCACCAGCUACGAUGUGACUGACAAGUCCAUCACACCCCUGGGUGGUUUCCCCCACUAUGGGGAAGUCAACAACGACUUUGUCAUGCUGAAGGGUUGCAUUGCUGGUACCAAGAAGCGGGUCAUCACGCUGAGGAAGUCCCUCCUSGUGCAUCACAGCCGCAGGGCCCUGGAGAAUAUUGAGCUCAAGUUCAUUGAUACCACCUCUAAGUUUGGCCAUGGCCGCUUUCAGACAGCCCAGGAGAAGAGGGCCUUCAUGGGCCCUCAGAAGAGGCAUCUGGAAAAGGAAAAGCCAGAGACCUCGGGAGACUUAUAAGCUACGUGGGCCUGAGAUGCACACACCCCACCUGCCUGUUCUGACCAAUAAAGACCGGGGUCAACUCUU
Molecule: messenger RNA, 1397 nt
Organism: Urocitellus parryii (Arctic ground squirrel)
Lineage: Eukaryota; Metazoa; Chordata; Mammalia; Rodentia; Sciuridae
Gene: Rpl3l
Product: ribosomal protein L3 like
Biological process (GO): translation
Cellular component (GO): ribosome; cytosolic large ribosomal subunit
Molecular function (GO): structural constituent of ribosome; RNA binding
Source: RefSeq, a predicted model, not a curated record